CUUCCUCUGCAUCUGGAUAUGCAGGGAGACCCAGAAAAGCGGAAGAGUUUAGAAGCCUACUGGGUAGCUCUGAAUUUGUUUUGUUUUCAGAAAUUAAACAAAUGAUCCUUCAGCAUCAUCACCUCUGCUGCUUUAUCAGGUCGCAUAGGGCAUGGAGCUGGAGAACUAUGAACAGCCCGUGGUGCUGAGAGAGGACAACCGCCGCAGGCGUCGGAGGAUGAAGCCGCGCAGCACGGCGGCCAGCCUGUCCUCCAUGGAGCUCAUCCCCAUCGAGUUUGUCCUGCCCACCAGCCAGCGCAACACCAAGACCCCCGAAACGGCACUGCUGCACGUGGCCGGCCACGGCAACGUGGAGCAGAUGAAGGCCCAGGUGUGGCUGCGCGCGCUGGAGACGAGCGUGUCUGCGGACUUCUACCACCGCCUCGGCCCCGACCACUUCCUCCUGCUCUACCAGAAGAAAGGGCAGUGGUACGAGAUCUAUGACAAGUACCAGGUGGUGCAGACCCUGGACUGCCUGCGCUACUGGAAGGUGUUGCACCGCAGCCCGGGGCAGAUCCACGUGGUGCAGCGGCACGCGCCCUCGGAGGAGACAUUGGCCUUCCAGCGCCAGCUCAACGCCCUCAUCGGCUACGAUGUCACCGACGUCAGCAACGUGCAUGACGAUGAGCUGGAGUUCACGCGGCGCCGCCUGGUCACCCCGCGCAUGGCCGAGGUGGCCGGCCGCGACCCCAAGCUUUACGCCAUGCACCCCUGGGUGACAUCCAAGCCCCUCCCUGAGUACCUGCUGAAGAAGAUCACUAACAACUGCGUCUUCAUCGUCAUUCACCGCAGCACCACCAGCCAGACCAUCAAGGUCUCGGCCGAUGACACCCCAGGCACCAUCCUCCAGAGCUUCUUUACCAAGAUGGCCAAGAAGAAAUCUCUGAUGGAUAUCCCCGAAAGCCAGAACGAACGGGACUUUGUGCUGCGCGUCUGCGGCCGGGAUGAGUACCUGGUGGGUGAGACACCCAUCAAAAAUUUCCAGUGGGUGAGGCAGUGCCUCAAGAACGGGGAGGAGAUUCACCUUGUGCUGGACACUCCUCCAGACCCAGCCCUGGACGAGGUGAGGAAGGAAGAGUGGCCGCUGGUGGAUGACUGCACGGGAGUCACUGGCUACCACGAGCAGCUGACCAUCCAUGGCAAGGACCAUGAAAGUGUGUUCACCGUGUCCCUGUGGGACUGUGACCGCAAGUUCAGGGUCAAAAUCAGAGGCAUUGAUAUCCCUGUCCUGCCCCGGACCGCUGACCUCACAGUGUUUGUGGAGGCAAACAUCCAGUAUGGGCAGCAAGUCCUUUGCCAAAGGAGAACCAGCCCCAAACCCUUCACGGAGGAGGUACUCUGGAAUGUGUGGCUUGAGUUCAGUAUUAAAAUCAAAGACUUACCCAAAGGGGCUCUGCUGAACCUCCAGAUCUACUGCGGCAAAGCUCCAGCACUGUCUGGCAAGACCUCUGCAGAGAUGCCCAGUCCCGAGUCCAAAGGCAAAGCUCAGCUUCUGUACUAUGUCAACCUGUUGCUGAUAGACCACCGCUUCCUCCUGCGCCAUGGCGAGUACGUGCUCCACAUGUGGCAGUUAUCCGGGAAGGGGGAAGACCAAGGGAGCUUCAAUGCCGACAAGCUCACGUCAGCAACCAACCCGGACAAGGAGAACUCAAUGUCCAUCUCCAUUCUUCUGGACAAUUACUGCCACCCCAUAGCCUUGCCUAAGCAUCGGCCUACCCCUGACCCGGAAGGGGACCGGGUUCGGGCAGAAAUGCCCAAUCAGCUUCGGAAGCAACUGGAGGCAAUCAUAGCCACGGAUCCGCUUAACCCACUCACAGCUGAAGACAAAGAACUGCUCUGGCAUUUCAGAUAUGAAAGCCUGAAGGAUCCCAAAGCGUAUCCUAAGCUCUUUAGCUCAGUGAAAUGGGGACAGCAAGAAAUUGUGGCCAAAACAUACCAAUUAUUAGCCAAAAGGGAGGUCUGGGAUCAGAGUGCUUUGGAUGUGGGGUUAACCAUGCAGCUCCUGGACUGCAACUUCUCGGAUGAAAACGUGAGAGCCAUUGCAGUCCAGAAACUGGAGAGCUUGGAGGAUGAUGACGUGCUCCAUUACCUGCUCCAGCUGGUCCAGGCUGUGAAAUUUGAACCAUACCAUGACAGUGCCCUAGCCAGAUUUCUGCUGAAGCGUGGUUUAAGAAACAAGAGAAUUGGUCACUUCUUGUUUUGGUUCUUGAGAAGUGAGAUUGCCCAGUCUAGGCACUAUCAGCAGAGGUUCGCAGUGAUCCUGGAAGCCUACCUGAGGGGCUGUGGCACAGCCAUGCUGCACGACUUCACCCAGCAAGUCCAAGUAAUUGACAUGUUACAAAAAGUCACCAUUGACAUUAAAUCGCUCUCUGCUGAAAAGUAUGACGUCAGUUCCCAAGUUAUUUCCCAACUUAAGCAAAAGCUUGAAAACCUACAGAAUUUGAAUCUCCCCCAAAGCUUUAGAGUUCCCUAUGAUCCUGGACUGAAAGCCGGGGCACUGGUGAUCGAAAAAUGUAAAGUGAUGGCCUCCAAGAAGAAGCCCCUGUGGCUUGAGUUUAAAUGUGCCGACCCUACGGCUCUAUCAAAUGAAACAAUUGGAAUUAUCUUUAAACACGGUGACGAUCUGCGCCAAGACAUGCUUAUUUUACAGAUUCUACGAAUCAUGGAGUCCAUUUGGGAGACUGAAUCUUUGGAUCUGUGCCUCCUGCCAUAUGGUUGCAUUUCAACUGGUGACAAAAUAGGAAUGAUCGAGAUCGUGAAGGACGCCACGACAAUCGCCAAAAUUCAGCAAAGCACAGUGGGCAACACGGGUGCCUUUAAAGAUGAAGUCCUGAGUCACUGGCUCAAAGAAAAAUGCCCUAUUGAAGAAAAGUUUCAGGCAGCUGUGGAGAGAUUUGUUUAUUCCUGUGCCGGCUACUGUGUGGCAACCUUUGUUCUCGGAAUAGGCGACAGACACAAUGACAAUAUUAUGAUCUCAGAAACAGGAAAUCUAUUUCAUAUUGAUUUCGGACACAUUCUUGGGAAUUACAAAAGUUUCCUGGGCAUUAAUAAAGAGAGGGUGCCAUUUGUGCUAACCCCAGACUUCCUGUUUGUGAUGGGGACUUCUGGAAAGAAGACAAGUCUACACUUCCAGAAAUUUCAGAACCUCGGUUUCCUCACCAGUGGGAGUUCUAAGUCCCACCUCAUGUGGGCUUUUUUAGAGAUCACUUACAUGAAAUAUGAAGAGUGCUUGCCCCAGUGCCUAGACCACAGCAGGAACUCAAUAAACGGAGCCUCCGUGUAACAUACAACAUAGCGGGUCUUCGGACUUUGAAACCGUUUAGGUUGAGGAACCCUCUAGGAGAUCCCGGACAGAAGUGUGGUCCCUAAACCCUGACGGCGUAGCAUUGUUCCUAUUAAAGAUCAAACGGGGGACCAAGCUCUGCCUUCUCUCCUCCCCCCCCCAUCCCACCCCCUUGUCUGCUCCCCUUCAAAAGCUUCCCCUCUCCUUACUCGCAACAGGAAAAAGGCGGAACACAUUAAAAAAUAUGUAUGUGUACAGUGUUACAUAUGCAGAAUUUCCAAAGUUUCCAGCUUGACCAAGAUGAGCAGCAAGUUUUCUCAUCAUUUGACUCAGGCCUGCUGACCGUUUGGGGGGUUUUUUUACAUGCCACUUACGAAGCCUUCUUCUAAAAGGUUUUCUGUUUCCUCGCCUUAUGCUCCCUUUGCAAGAGGAAGCCCUGCAAGGUCAGGAAGCACAUCUCCAAAUUCCCUCAACAGCACCCCAGGAUCUUGUAGAAGAAAACUGCCGAUGAUUUUCUAGAUCGGCUGGGAAAGGUUGUAUGUAUUUACAUUUUUGGAUUGAAGUCCUCCCGUCUCUAGCGAAUUGCUAAUUUUGAAUCGAUAAGGUCAAUGAAUGCGGGCGGCAGCUUUGAAUCACCUGUUCUGUUCAGAAGGGUGGAGAAGAGCUGACCUUUUCGUUGAGGGUGAGGGGAGCCUUCUCCACAGAGACUUCCAAAUCUCCCCAGCUAGUGGGAGAGGAUGGGACUCGGGAAUGAACGGCUUCUGCCACCUCCCUCUUCAUUCCAAGAUAGCUGGUCCCCGCCCCCCCCCCAGGCACACAUUCAUGAGUUAUUUCUAGAGUGUGGGAGAGCUCGGGAACAAACCAUAGUCAGACCAAAAGACACAAAACCCAGGCCUCCUAUUUGAACCCAAGACUGUCUGUCUGCCUGGGGAACCAGGGGCUGCUAAAUCAGAUGCACUGCAAGGAUGAUGAUUUUGAUAAAUAAAUUCCUAGAAAAAUCUCUCCAGUGCAGACGAGAUAAAAAAGAAAAGUGUUCUGCCCCCUGGGAAUGAAUCUGUUUGAAAUUUCACUUAACAAUCAUAGAACAUGCUCACAGGCAAAUACAUUGAUAUUGCUGGCAAAUGAAAUUUUGGCUUGCCUUUUAUUUUAUGUAAGAAUGUGUGGUUUUUCCCACAAUCAUAAAAGUAGUAAAUGCUUCCUUAAAAAAAGAAAAAAAGCCAGCAAAAUAUUAAAAAUAUCAGGAUAUAAAAUACACACUAUCCCACCUUCCAAAAAUAACACUGUCGACAUUGUGGUGGUUUUCCUCCAUUCUAUUAAGUAUUUGGUCUUUUACGUAAAUAAGCUCUUUCAUCAAUGGAGUAAUUGUAGGUUUAAACGUUUUAAACUUUGUGCUCCUCAUUUUUCGUUUUGAUUAGGCAAGUAAUGAGGAGGGGGAUACUGUCAUUGGAAAAACGCUGAAUUUGAGCUGGAAUCUGACUUCUAAUCCCAUUUCAACCUCCAGCACCUUAAAGACCCAGUUAAUCAGAAUUUGGCUAAAAACUGAACUGAAGAAGCAGAUACGAUGUUACUCCCUCACUUUAAACUGUUUCUGGAGGCGUCUCUUCUCCUCUCGAUUAAAAUCUGAACAUCUCAGCUUGCCCUGCAGGGCCUGGUGCUCCCCCUCUCCCACCUCCACCUCCAGCCUCACCCCAGGUACUUGCCUUCCUUCUCUCACUGGAUCAGGCACCUCCUCAACAUCUUCCCCCACACUACCCCCUCCCCUCUCACAGGGGCUAAGUCUCCAUACCCUCCGUCGCUUGUCCCUCCCUUAACAGAGGUAGCGCUGGGCAGCAGGGCCAGGACCAACCUGGAUCCCGCACGUGGGGCCGAAGGCCAGGGAGCACUCAGUAGCUAUCUGCUGAGGGAAGGAGUGGCUGGUGGAGGAGCAGUCCCUGCCCCAGGGAGGAGGUGGAUGAGGCUGGAUAACUCCUUGGGGUUCUUCCUUCUCCACAAGGCAGCAAACUGUCUGAGUUCAUGCAGUGGUAACUCAGGCCCACUGAGGGCCAAGCUGCCAUUCAUGGACGUGUUAAUGAGCCUUCAAGAUGCAGCCUGACUAUGCAGACAUCUGGAGAAGUAAACCUAACUAUGAAAUCUAAUGUUUUAGUAAAUAAUGCAGACAUGUGUCAUCUGGUUUCUAUGCACGUUUUUGUAGAGAUUUCCUUCUGACAUAAACAUUACAGUUUGUUCCCCGUUAGAGCAGCAGUCAUGCCAGUAGGACACAUGGUAUAAACCUAUAGGAUACAUUAAUUACAGGAUGGUUUUCAAGGAGAGUCCUCAGCCUUGUACAAACAAGCAUUUUGAAGACACUCUUUGUACACAGUAGGCAUUCAGCAAAUGUGUCAGAUCAAGCUGAAGAAAUCAGGGAAACUAAACAGCUCUUCACGUGCACAGCCAUACGCAGCAGGCCCUUUGAUGAAUGCACUUAGAAGUCACUUGUCCCUAGAUGUCACUCUUAAGAAGUGUUUGAUGGAGAGAAGUCUGGAGCCCGUUCGUGGUGCUGCUUUCAUCCAGCAGGCCCAGGGGCAUCAGGCCCUGCCGGGUCACCAGCACGGGCAGUGUUGUCCCCACGCCAGGAAGCACCCAGACCCUGUAAGCAGCAGGCUCAGCUCCAAGCCCAGUCUCUACACAGAGUCCUGGCCUGGAUUCUUAAGAACCUUCAAAGUCCAUCUCUGCUGACAUUUCACACUCAGCUCAGAUCCUGGGCUAUUGUAAUGACUUCUGCCUCAGUCCCUGCGCCUGUUAACCUGCCUGUAGGACUGGGACCUGCUCCCCGUGGCCAAUGGCCGUGCCCAAACUCAAGUGCUCUCCCUGACCCCAGCCACAGCGGCCAGCGGGACCACAGAGACCGUACCACCUGACACUCUUCUGAGGCCCUGAGGCCACCUCACCCCUACCGCCUGUUCCUAGUCUCUGCCUCCGUCUUCUUGUGUGGUGAGCCCUGCUCUUGUCUACACCGCUGUCUAGACCUGGAACCUGCCAGGCUACACUUUCUCAGCCUGACACUCCAUCCCAUUGUGAUUUCCAGACCUGUUUCUCCCUACCCGAGAGAGCACACUCAUUCAACACACUGCCACCUUUUGGGUCCUGUGCCAGGCCCAGAGAAAGCUCAUGUCUUUAGAGUCUAAUCCCCUUCAGAUACAACUGUUCCCUAAUCCACCCUGCUUUUAAAGCAAUGAAUCUUGCCCCCAGUUGAACUUGGCCUCUGCCCAUGAAGUGUUUGUUCAUCAUACAUUUGCAGAUUGUCUACAGUGUGGCAGACACACUGCUGGCACAGGUGACAUAAGCAGAGAGAUGUGCACAAGCUUUAUCGUGAGGAUUUCAACAGCAGAGAGCAUGAUUAAUCAUGCCCUGAGGGUGGAAAAGAGUUAUAGAAUGAAGGGAGUAUGGGGGGGGGGCAUUAAAGUCUGAGUUCAAUUUCAUUUUGCUAGGAAGAUGCAGGGACAAGAAGGAAGAAGAACAUGAGAAAGGGUGUGAAGCAAGUAUUUAGUAUCAGUAUUUUAGGAACAGAAAGUACCAUUGUUCAACAUGGAUGGAACCUAGGAAUAUAUAGGAGUGUAUGGAAUUUGAGGGGAGAAGGGAAAUUUGGGUCCAGUUUGAAGCAGACGUGUGCUUGGGGGGCAGAGAGCAGAGCAAAGAUGUCACUUGGAGCUCAACUGAUUUCAUUGCAAAUUUCUGUGAUAAAGGCCUAAUGUAAGUCAACAGGAAGAUGAUGAGUUCGUUGACUAGCUCAUAAUCAUUAUAUACUGAGUUGAUGAAGGCGUUCCUCUUGGGAUCUGCAUCCUGGCGGACUAAUGAGGUCGAACUCAGCCUCCUCCGUGCAGGUCCAAAGUCUAGCACUUCCCUCU
Phacochoerus africanus (Common warthog) is the source of this 7206-nucleotide messenger RNA. It is a transcript of the gene PIK3CG, whose product is annotated as phosphatidylinositol-4,5-bisphosphate 3-kinase catalytic subunit gamma. Gene Ontology annotation, molecular function: 1-phosphatidylinositol-4-phosphate 3-kinase activity; 1-phosphatidylinositol-3-kinase activity. NCBI's taxonomy places the organism in Eukaryota, Metazoa, Chordata, Mammalia, Artiodactyla, Suidae. Gene Ontology annotation, biological process: phosphatidylinositol-mediated signaling; cell migration; phosphatidylinositol 3-kinase/protein kinase B signal transduction. Gene Ontology annotation, cellular component: cytoplasm; phosphatidylinositol 3-kinase complex, class IB; phosphatidylinositol 3-kinase complex, class IA. The coding region runs from base 152 to 3322 and encodes 1056 amino acids. The record is from RefSeq and is a predicted model, not a curated record. The transcript is spliced from 11 exons.